GGAUUGAUGCACUUGUCCGGUCGCCCUGUUGCAGCCUUUGAUCCUGAAGGGCUUAUUUUUGCAGCAGGUGUUAACUCUGAGAGUGUGAAGCUGUACGAUUUAAGAUCAUUUGAUAAAGGACCAUUUACAACAUUUAAGCUUCCACAAGAUAAAGAAUGCGAUUGGUUUGGUCUUAAAUUUAGCCCUGAUGGAAAAAUGAUUUUAAUUUCAACAAAUGGAAAUGUUAUUCGUCUUAUUGAUGCAUUUCAAGGCACCCCACUUCAGGCAUUUAUGGGCUUUACAAAUCACAAAGGGAUUCCACUGGAAGCUUCAUUUACUCCUGAUGCUAGAUAUGUUUUCUCUGGAUCAACGGAUGGGAAGGUUCAUUGUUGGAGUACAGAGUCUGGAGUCAAAAUGGCUAUUUUACAAUCAGACCACCCUGGACCAAUUCAGUGUAUUCAGUUUAAUCCAAAAUACAUGAUGAUGGCUUCUGCAUGUCAAAAUAUGGCUUUCUAGCAGCCAGCUGUGGAUGACUGAGUUUUGUUUUUUCAAUGAAUGGGUGAUAGUGUUGUUUCUGCUCCAGAUUUGAUGUAAUUCGCUAGACAAAAAGAGUAAAAGUAUAUUGUGAAUGUAACUAGAUGAAUUAUUUGUAUGAAUGUUCAUUGUAUAUUUAAAUUCAUUGGAUGAUUAUUUUCGUCUGUGAACAGCUUCAUUAUAAUUAUCAUAUGUUA
Messenger RNA from Physella acuta, 710 nucleotides. RefSeq names its product WD repeat-containing protein 82-like. Gene Ontology annotation, cellular component: Set1C/COMPASS complex. The record is from RefSeq and is a predicted model, not a curated record. NCBI's taxonomy places the organism in Eukaryota, Metazoa, Mollusca, Gastropoda, Physidae. Gene Ontology annotation, molecular function: chromatin binding; protein binding.